AUGUCCACCACUCAACGACUUCGAGACCCUACCCACCCCGCCUCCCUUUGUAAACUCUCCACUCAUAACCCCACACUCGUGCACUCUCUGAAGAACAGAGUACGACCAGAGUUCUUCACUCACAUCGCCGAUAAAACCUCUGAGGUUAUCAAGAUCGCACCUGCUGAAGAUGCCGAUGUCAACAUGCUCUCACCUCCUUCCACCCCUACCAAACAACAACAAUACGUUGACCUAAACGGAAACCCAGUUGAGUGGUGGCAAGCGCCAAAAGGUGAAGAGGAUGACUCGAACGCCGACCUCCCAGAUCUCUCAGAGUUCAUCAGAGGUUUGGUAGUUCAAUCAAACGUUCAGAUGCCUACUCUUUCAGUCACUCUCGUCUAUCUUGAGCGACUCAAGGAGAAGCUCCCAACAGUCGCUACCGGUAUGAAAUGCACUCGACACCGAGUAUUCCUCGCUGUUCUCAUAUGUGCCGCCAAAUACCUCAACGACUCUUCUCCCAAGAACAUGCACUGGCAAAAGUACGGAAAAUUCUUCUCUCUCGCAGAAGUCAACUUGAUGGAAAAGCAAUUGCUCUACCUUCUCGACUACAAUCUCCGAGUAGAAGAAUCCGAGCUCAUCGAACACCUUCGAGACUUCUGGAACCCCACCUCAGUCUCCAUCGCUGCUCCUAAAGCUCUUCCCGUACCUACCAUGGAAGUACGAAUGCCAUCUCCCCCUCUCACUCCUACCAACUUGCGAGUCAGUGUCAAUAUUCCUGGACCAAGCAAAUCUACCUUUGUCCCUCCUACACCAGUCGAACAAUCUCUUCCCUCAUCUCAAGCAGCCGCCAUUUCCUCGUGGUCUGCCAGAACAGCGGCGGCUCUUGUACGAAGUCGAUCAGAUGAUGUAUUCCAAGCAUCACCUGCAUCUCAAAGAUCAUCAUCUUACGCCAUGUCAACAUCUUCAUCAUCAACACUCGCACCUUCACCUGCGGGCUACAUGUACCUUGAUGCACCAACACCAGCACUUGCUAGAAGAGACUCAUGUGAUUCAACUUCAUCAGCAUCGACGACACCUGGAGAAGCAUGGGGAGCCAAUUAUGGAUCAUUGGCUGGUGCGAUUGUUCACUCAACAUCGAACGGACAAAUGGCAGUUUCUAAGCCCGGACUUCCAAGAAAAGCUUCAUACACAGCUAAACCUGGUUCCAUCCUUAUUGUCGACACUGCCAUUGCCAGUCCUUCUUCUGUGACUACAUCUCCUACAAGGGAUCUAUUCAAGAAGAUAAGAGCUCCUACCUCUCUUAGAUCAAUUAGGAGACAUGUUCAACUAUAA
Messenger RNA from Kwoniella shivajii, 1311 nucleotides. RefSeq lists its product as uncharacterized. The record is from RefSeq and is a predicted model, not a curated record. The transcript is spliced from 2 exons. Lineage: Eukaryota; Fungi; Basidiomycota; Tremellomycetes; Tremellales; Cryptococcaceae. Gene Ontology annotation, molecular function: cyclin-dependent protein serine/threonine kinase regulator activity; protein kinase binding. Gene Ontology annotation, biological process: regulation of cyclin-dependent protein serine/threonine kinase activity. The coding region runs from base 1 to 1311 and encodes 436 amino acids. Gene Ontology annotation, cellular component: cyclin-dependent protein kinase holoenzyme complex; nucleus.